This is a messenger RNA of Talaromyces atroroseus, 1722 nucleotides long. RefSeq names its product putative alpha-L-arabinofuranosidase B. The transcript has 2 exons. NCBI's taxonomy places the organism in Eukaryota, Fungi, Ascomycota, Eurotiomycetes, Eurotiales, Trichocomaceae. Gene Ontology annotation, biological process: arabinan metabolic process; L-arabinose metabolic process; pectin catabolic process. The record is from RefSeq and is a predicted model, not a curated record. Gene Ontology annotation, molecular function: alpha-L-arabinofuranosidase activity. Bases 1 to 1722 code for a protein of 573 amino acids.
AUGUUGUCACGACAGAAUCUUGCACGCGCCGGCGAGCUUGCCCUGGGCCUUGUUGCAACAAGCAGGCUUGUUGCUGCUGGGCCCUGCGACAUCUACUCCUCUGGCGGCACUCCCUGCGUUGCUGCUCACAGUACCACUCGCGCCCUGUACAGCGACUACACCGGGGCACUCUACGAGGUCAAGCGUGGCUCCGACAAUGCCACGACCACCAUAGUGCCGCUUUCCGCCGGCGGCGUCGCCGAUGCAGCUGCGCAGGAUUCCUUCUGUGCUAGCACGACCUGCCUCAUUACGACAAUCUACGACCAGUCAGGCAAUGGUAACCACCUCACUCAAGCUCCUCCUGGCGGCUUUGACGGCCCGGAUGUCGAUGGCUACGACAACCUGGCUAGUGCAAUUGGCGCACCGGUCACGUUGAACGGCCAAAAGGCAUACGGCGUCUUCAUCUCGCCCGGCACUGGCUACCGCAACGAUGCCGCUGUCGGCACGGCCACGGGUGAUGAGCCAGAGGGCAUGUAUGCAGUCCUUGAUGGAACUCACUACAACGGCGCUUGCUGUUACGACUACGGCAACGCCGAGACCAGCAAUACGGAUACGGGCAACGGCCACAUGGAGGCUAUCUACUAUGGCGACGAGACCGCCUGGGGCACUGGCUCCGGCAGCGGUCCUUGGAUCAUGGCUGAUCUUGAGAACGGUCUGUUCUCUGGCUUCAGCGCUAGCAACAAUGCUGGCGACCCGUCCCUCUCCUACCGAUUCGUCACUGCCAUCGUCAAGGGGGAACCAGACCAGUGGGCCAUCCGCGGCGCAAACGCUGCGUCUGGCUCGUUGUCGACGUACUACAGUGGCGUGCGCCCAAACGAGACGGGCUACAAUCCGAUGAGCAAAGAGGGCGCCAUUAUUCUUGGUAUUGGUGGUGACAAUAGCAACGGCGCCCAAGGAACAUUCUAUGAAGGCGUGAUGACCUCCGGAUACCCAUCAGACGACACUGAGAACUCGGUGCAGGCGGACAUCGUAGCCGCCGGAUACGCCGUCACGUCGUUGACCAGUGGUCCAGCACUCACCGUGGGUUCAUCUAUCUCGCUGCGAGCUACCACUGCUUGCUGCACCACACGCUACAUUGCUCAUACCGGCUCUACUGUCAACACCCAGGUCGUCUCCUCCUCCAGCGGCUCUGAGCUUCAGCAACAGGCUAGCUGGACGGUUGUAACUGGCCUUGCUAAUAGCGGCUGCUUCUCAUUCGAGUCGGUCGACACCCCCGGCAGCUAUAUAAGGCACUACGACUUUGAGCUUUUGCUCGACGCUGACGACGGCACCAAACAGUUCUCCGAAGACGCCACGUUCUGUCCAGAGGCUGGCCUCAACGGCGAGGGCAAUUCCAUUCGAUCCUGGAGCUACCCUACUCGCUAUUUUCGUCACUACGAUAAUGUGCUAUAUGCCGCUAGCAAUGGCGGUGUUCAGACGUUUGACGUCACCGACUUGUUCAACGACGACGGCGAAGGCGAUCGAAAGUUUGUCCCCGGUUUAACUGCCGAUGCCCUCCAAGAAAUUUCAAGUGUCUCCCUAUAUACGAAGGCUAGUCUUGAGGAAUUUAUCAACCCGCUGUUGACAGUUCCUCCAUUCAACCUCGGAUACCAGAGCGAGAAGAUGAAAUCCGAAUAUUAUCAUGUCACUGCAUGCAUAUCUGAAAAAGAGACUAUCAAGGUGUCAGAGGUCAUGAGCAAAUAA